AUGACUCCCUUCAGCCACACAGCCGCUACUAAGGCCACUUUCCUCGUCGUGGUCAUCUCAUCUGCGCUGCUCCUUUCCGCCCCUGCGCGCGUCUCUGCCGCCGGGAAACCCGCCAACGCGACUGCGCCUGCCAGCGCAACUAAGCCUGCUAGCUCGAAUGCUUAUGCUAAGGGGGUUGCUUCUGGCGCGAUUGGGUCUGCAAACGCAACCACGCCUGCCGUGGCGGCGAAGGCGAGGAAGAGCAAGAGCUCGGGGCUAGGAAAGGACUCCUCCUGCGCCUAUUACGCAAACUACACCGCCAACCCCUACUUCGGCAAGGGGCUCAUUAUGAAGCUUCCUCCCGCCAUCUUCGGCCAGCGCUGCGGCGCGUGCUACAAAGGAUCCGACGCCGCCCCCGUCGGCGUCACGUACAAGCGCACCAACUGCCAUUCGACCCUCGGAUCCGCGGUGCGCGUGCGCAGCAACUCGACGGCGGAGAAUUUCAACAUUCAGAUGGUGGGUCUCGCCGGCCCCGGUACGCUCAAAGCUGUCGAAAUCAGCGUGGACGGCAAGAAGUGGGCGAAGCUGACGCGCGACGGCAGCAAGGCGAUCUGGGGGAUCAAGGGCAAGGAGGCGAAGGAGGUUGUGGGCGCGAAGAAGGCGGUGAGCGUUCGCCUGACUGCGGGACACACCCUCGAGAAGAUCACUCUCGACAAGGUCCUUCCCGCCGACUGGAAGCCGCAGACGCUGUACUCGAGCAAGACCAACUUCAAGAAGCUCAUGGCCGAGGCUAAGUAG
Messenger RNA from Closterium sp. NIES-65, 777 nucleotides. The record is from the annotation of a GenBank genome assembly. NCBI's taxonomy places the organism in Eukaryota, Viridiplantae, Streptophyta, Zygnematophyceae, Desmidiales, Closteriaceae.